GCCGACGAAGCCGCCCUGGAACUGGAUGAGCACGCUGUUAAUUUUGACGGGCUGGGCGAACUCAACAAGGAUGUACUGCGGCGAGCCUUGGUCGGAGUUCCAGCAGGUCUCGAGGCUGGCAUCGAAGAGGUGUGCUUUGCCGAAGGACUUUGCGUCGCGGUUCAGCACGGAGCUGACCUUGCAUUUGGAAAUGAGGGGUGUGAGCGAGGACAUUGUCUUGCGGAGCGGUAGAAGGGAAAAGCGAGCAUGAUCACGCAACAGAUGGGAAAAUUUUUUUGUUGUGUUGGCAGGUGGUGGUGGUGGUGGUGGCAUUUUGGCUACCCGCAAUUUCUCUUCUGCUCUCGUAUUUUUUUAUUCAUUCAGAUCCAACCCUAGAAGCACAACAAUGAGCGACGCAUCUCAACACACGUGCCUGCGCGAUGGCUGCGACAAGGCGGCGAAGCUGCAAUGCCCGACGUGCGUCAAGCUCGGAAUCAAGGGCUCGUUCUUCUGCUCGCAGGAGUGCUUCCGGCAGAGCUGGGGUGCGCACAAGGACGCGCACCAGGUCGAGAACCCGCGGGCCACGUACAACCCGUUCCCGUCCUACCCCUACACGGGGACGAUCCGCCCCGAGUAUCCGCUGAGCCCGCGGCGGGCGGUGCCAGCGGACAUUCCGCGGCCCGACUACGCAGACGCAUCGGGCGGCGUGUCCCGUCUGGAGCAGAGCUACGGCAACGCGCAAAUUUCGGUGCUGACGGAGGCGGAGACGGCGACGAUGCGUCACGUGUGCCGCCUUGGCCGCGAGGUGCUUGACAUUGCCGCGCGUGCCGUGAAGGUGGGCGUGACGACCGACGAGAUCGAUCGGGUGGUGCAUGAGGCGACGAUUGCGCGCAAGGCCUACCCGUCGCCGCUGAACUACUACGGGUUCCCGAAGAGCGUCUGCACCAGCGUCAACGAGGUCAUCUGCCACGGCAUCCCCGACCAGCGCGCGCUGCGCGACGGCGACAUCAUCAACAUCGACAUUUCGCUCUACAAGGACGGCUUCCACGCCGAUCUCAACGAGACGUAUCUGGUGGGCAAUGUCGAUGAGGAAGGCCAAAAGCUGGUCAGUGUUACGCGCGAGUGCCUGGACCGCGCCAUUGCGCUGGUCAAGCCCGGUGCGCGGUACCGCGAUCUGGGCGCGGCGAUUGAAUCGCAUGCCAAGGCCAACGGCUUCUCGGUCGUGCGCACGUACUGCGGGCAUGGUGUCGGCAAGAUGUUCCACUGUGCGCCGAAUGUGCCGCAUUAUGCGAAGAACAAGGCGGCUGGUGUGAUGCGGCCUGGACAUGUGUUCACCAUCGAGCCCAUGAUCAAUGUUGGCCGGUUUAACGACCAGACGUGGCGGGACAACUGGACUGCGGUGACGGCCGACGGCAAGCGCAGUGCGCAGUUUGAGCACGGGAUCUUGGUCACCGAGACCGGCUACGAGGUGCUGACCAAGCGCCUGGAGGAUUCGCCUGGUACCCAGCGCUAAACUGCUCUCUGUGAAGUCCCUCACGGGGUUCUGUCUCAUCUGAAUACACUUCAAAAACAAAAAAAAGCACCUACCGUAACCACCCACAUCCAAUGUUCUGGUAUAAAU
Linderina pennispora is the source of this 1600-nucleotide messenger RNA. Its product is annotated as methionine aminopeptidase. Bases 386 to 1492 code for a protein of 368 amino acids. Gene Ontology annotation, molecular function: metalloaminopeptidase activity. Gene Ontology annotation, biological process: proteolysis. Lineage: Eukaryota; Fungi; Kickxellomycota; Kickxellomycetes; Kickxellales; Kickxellaceae. The transcript has a single exon. The record is from RefSeq and is a predicted model, not a curated record.